This is a messenger RNA of Serinus canaria (Common canary), 5775 nucleotides long. RefSeq names its product dachshund family transcription factor 1 (gene DACH1). The record is from RefSeq and is a predicted model, not a curated record. Bases 800 to 2956 code for a protein of 718 amino acids. The transcript has 13 exons. NCBI's taxonomy places the organism in Eukaryota, Metazoa, Chordata, Aves, Passeriformes, Fringillidae.
UCCCCUCCCGGCUUUGGGGGAACGCUGGAGACGCUCGUGUUUCUCCACAAACUGUGUUGACAAGCGACUGUUGAAAAGGGCUGGGAAAAUUACAUCUCAUCUCUGGUGGGGUGAAAUAUGAAACAUGUAAUCUAACGGUUCCUGAAGGAGGGGGGAGAGGGACUUCUCUCCCUCUCUCUGUUUUCCUGCUCCGAGUUCCUGGUUGGAUAAUUUGGGUUAAUACUAGUGAGUGAGCCUUUUGCUGCUUCAAAGGGUAUUUCAAGUUGCCGGAGCUCCUCCCCUCCGCACCGUGUGACAACAACAACUCGUCCAGCGAGCGAGCGGCGGCGGCGGCGGCGGCAGCAGCCAGCACUUCCCCGCUCAUUUUCUCUCUGUCAUUCCCCUCUCAAUCUUUGAUCAAUGUACUUGCCAGAGAGAACCGAAGUCCUUCAAACCUCCUCCUUUUCACCUUCGUCUUUAACGUGGUGCUAGAGCAAGGACCACAAAAAGAAACUGCCCUCCCCCUCCCCUCGGCCCCAGCCCCGCCGCCCGGAGCGGACUUCUCCUCCUCCUCCUCCUCCUCCGUCCCCACUUGCGGGACACUUUGUGCGUUCUCUCUCUCACUCUGCCCCCUGCUCUCUCGCUCGCCGCAGCACCUGAUCUGGGGUUAUCCCCCCCUUCUUCUCCCCCCUCCUCCCUUCUCUCCUUUCCUCUUUUUUUUUUUUUUUAAUAAUUUUUUUUUUAAUUUUUCCCCUUUCCCCUGCGUGUGUGUGUGGGAACUUUCCCCCCUCCCCCUGCCCCCUCCGCCGUAUAUGUGACCAUGGCCGUACCGGCUGCUUUGAUCCCUCCGACCCAGCUGGUCCCCCCUCAGCCUCCGGUCUCAACUUCUGCCGCCUGCACCACCACCACCACCACCUCGUCGUCGGCCACCUCGUCGUCGGCCACCUCCUCUCCGUCUCCGUCCAUCGCUCCUCCGCCGGCCGCUUCGGGGACAAACCUAUUCCGGCCGGAGCCCAUCGCAGCGGCGGCGGCGGCAGCGGCGGCCACAGUCACCUCCACCACCAGCGGCGGCGGCGGUAACGGCAGCGGCGGCGGCAGCGGCGGCGGCAGCCCCAGCCUGGGCACCGGCGGCGGCGGCAGCAGCAGCAGCGGCGGCGGCAGCGGCGGCACCUCCACUCCCAAUGCCAGCGCGGCCAGCGCGGCCGGCAGCCUGCCCGGCAAGCCCGUGUACUCGACCCCGUCCCCGGUGGAGAACACUCCCCAGAAUAACGAGUGCAAGAUGGUGGAUCUGAGGGGGGCCAAAGUGGCCUCCUUCACCGUGGAAGGCUGCGAACUCAUCUGCCUGCCCCAGGCUUUCGACCUCUUCCUGAAGCACUUGGUGGGGGGCUUGCACACGGUCUACACCAAGCUGAAGCGGCUCGAGAUCACGCCCGUGGUCUGCAACGUGGAGCAGGUCCGCAUCCUGAGAGGGCUGGGGGCCAUCCAGCCCGGGGUCAACCGCUGCAAACUCAUCUCCAGGAAGGAUUUCGAGACCCUCUACAACGACUGCACCAACGCCAGUUCUAGACCUGGAAGGCCUCCUAAGAGGACUCAAAGUGUCACCUCCCCAGAGAAUUCUCAUAUCAUGCCACAUUCUGUCCCAGGCCUAAUGUCUCCUGGAAUCAUCCCGCCAACAGGUCUGACAGCAGCAGCUGCAGCAGCAGCAGCUGCCACCAAUGCUGCCAUAGCAGAAGCAAUGAAAGUGAAAAAAAUCAAAUUGGAAGCUAUGUCCAACUAUCAUGCAAAUAAUAACCAGCAUGGAGCAGACUCUGAAAAUGGAGAUCUGAAUUCAAGUGUUGGCAGCAGUGAUGGUUCUUGGGAUAAAGAAAAACUUCAGUCUCCCCCCACCCAAGGAUCACAGGCCUCUGUUAACCACCCCAACUUGCCUGGACAGCAUAAUGUUCCAGUUAGCCAUCCUCUCAACCCUCUUCAACAGAACCACCUUCUGCCAAAUGGGUUGGAACUUCCUUUUAUGAUGAUGCCCCACCCGCUGAUUCCUGUGAGCCUACCUCCAGCCUCUGUCACCAUGGCAAUGAGCCAGAUGAACCACCUCAGCACCAUCGCCAACAUGGCAGCAGCAGCACAAGUGCAGAGCCCUCCCUCCAGAGUGGAGACAUCUGUUAUUAAGGAACGUGUUCCAGACAGCCCUUCUCCUGCUCCUUCUCUUGAAGAGGGCCGAAGACCUGGCAGCCAUCCAUCCUCUCAUCGAAGCAGCAGCGUGUCCAGUUCUCCUGCACGGACCGAGAGCUCUUCAGACAGAAUCCCAGCUGUCCAUCAGAACGGGCUCUCUAUGAACCAAAUGCUGAUGGGUUUGUCGCCUAAUGUCCUGCCUGGACCUAAGGAGGGAGAUCUGGCUGGUCAUGAUGUGGGACAUGAGACAAAAAGAAUGCACAUUGAGAAAGAUGAGACCCCGCUCUCCACACCAACCGCAAGAGACAGCCUUGACAAACUUUCUCUAGCUGGGCAUGGGCAACCGCUACCUCCGGGUUUUCCAUCUCCUUUUCUAUUCCCUGAUGGAUUGUCCUCCAUAGAGACCCUUCUGACUAACAUCCAGGGUCUACUAAAGGUUGCUAUAGACAAUGCCAGAGCUCAAGAGAAACAGGUCCAACUGGAGAAGACAGAGCUGAAGAUGGAACUCUUCAGGGAACGAGAACUGAGGGAAACACUUGAAAAACAGUUGGCUGUGGAGCAAAAGAACAGAGCAAUAAUUCAGAAAAGGCUAAAGAAGGAAAAGAAGGCAAAGAGGAAAUUGCAGGAAGCACUUGAAUUUGAGACUAAACGACGAGAGCAAGCAGAGCAAACACUGAAACAGGCAGCUUCAACAGAUAGUCUCAGGGUCCUUAAUGACUCUCUGACCCCAGAGAUAGAAGCUGACCGCAGCGGGGGCAGAACAGAUGCUGAAAGGACAAUACAAGGUUCACUAGAUGCCUAUGCCUAGCUCCCAAUCCGGUUUCCCAAGACCCCCUCAUCCCACACAAAAAGAUGGAAGACUUUAUUUGAAAACUACUGUCAUGUAUUGAAUUUUUCCUGCUGAAAAUACGUGUGCUACGGUAAAGAACGUUGCAGUGAGACAUUGGCUCAUAAGGAGUUCUGUGGAAACAAAACGUUUUCAAACCAACUUCCUCAACUUCAUUUAUCAAUGUUCUUCAAAAGUGUAAAGAAUUCUGCAAGAGUGUCCUCCUCUGGUUAUCUCCUGUGACUCAACCUGGAGAUCUAGAGAAUGUUUGUAAAUGUCCAGUAGCACUGUUCUCACAGCGAAAAUCUGCAUCUCUGUGCCGGACUAUUGUAUCCAAAAUUGCAGGCAGUUAGAACAAGGCUGAGUGUUCCCUUUUUCAAGGAAUGCAGACUUUCUCCUCCUCUGAUGAUUCUAUAUUUGAGCACAUCCAAUGAUCCUUCCAGCGGUGUUCAAGUACACUUACAGACUGUUAUACCAUACCGAAACCAGCAAGACAGCUCAGAAAUGAACUUGUAGAGGGCAUAAGAGGAUUCUUAUUUUAAAAAAAAAGGAAAAAAAAAAGGUAAAAGAAGAAAAAAUUGAUACAUUCAGUUUUCAAACAAUGAUCGUGGGUUUUUCUUCUAAAGACAUUUUUUCCACAUGCUUUCCAAGAGACCAACACAUAUAUGUUAGACUACAUUAAGUGAAAUCAAAUUUUGUGUAAGUGAAAAGAAAUGCUGAAUGUAAACAAACUGUUUUACCAUUCACAAAUUCUCUUUUCCUAAAAUAAAAUUUAAAAAAAUAAAAAGAAUAAUAAUUUCUCAUUGUAAACUGGCAGGGGUUUAUGAAAUAAAAGACUUUGCUUCUUAUCAAAAUGUUGGUCACAUGUACAGUAUAUAACACAAAUCACACAAGGAAGGUAUUAUGUAUGCAGUAGAAAUCUAGAGUUUAGGAAAUGAAACUUUUAGAUAAUAUUGUUUUGUCACCCUGUUGGUCAGAAAGACACCUUUCUAGUUUUAACGCAUGCAGGCAUGUAAAUAUUUGUCCUGGAGUCACAGUAUUACUGAAUGAGAUCUUAAGCAUCUGGUAACAAGUCAGAAUUCUGUAUCAGCCACUUUUAUUUGUAUAUUGAGCCCUGGUUAGUGUCCUGACUAGUGCACUUCUAAGAAUGGACUGUGGCUGAGCAGCAAGUCAAAAUGCCAGAAAUAUUUUUAUAUGUUAAUGUCAUAUUACGUCAAUGUUGCUAAAAAAAGAAAACCUAACAAACACUUGAUGUAUCAGUCCAAUUCCACGUAGAACUGAGUGAUACAGUUGAAGUCUGUUGUCCCUCCCACCUUGUCUUAGGGAUGGAUGGUUAUGUGUUACUUUCACUGUCUUUAUGAAAGCUACAAUAUGUGUUUUCACCUUUGUGCUGAUAACUGGAAGUAAGCUGCAAAACACUGCUUAUUACAUUACUAGAAGUUAUGUUCUUUGCUUUGCAUACUUUUGGGUUACCCCUUUAAAGACUGAUUUUGUGAAUCAGUGCUAUUACUGUAAGUUUUGUGAUUAUGCUUUCUUCAUCUAAUGUUUUAUGCAUAUAAGAUAUUAUUUAUUACAUGGAAACAUAUCAAAACCUUAAAUGUCUAAGAUGCCUAACUUAAAGCAAAUAUUUCUUUAAAAGUAGUUCUGAUUGGAUAUUAAUAAUAUUUUGUCCAAAAUAAAAAAAAAAUCUAAUGUUUUGUAAACUCUAGCACUGAGCUUCUGUAGUUUGUAGGUCUUCCUCGCAAUACUGGUACACAUUUAUUUUGUGCAGUUCAUAUUUACUCCACCACGAUCCUUUUUUAACAAUAGAAAGAUGUAUAUACAAGUUCACAUCACAGUAAUUUUUUUAAAGAAAUAUUGAGCAAUAUUUUUCAUUAAAUAUUGUUGUCUAAUACUUUGUAGUGAUGUUAUUUUCUAACCAUGAUUCCUUCAUGAUUGUCAUAGUUGCUUAAACACACAUGGGAUUCAGUACUCCAGUUUUUUCGUAUGCAGUCUUUAAAGGGUUAACAGCUGUAAAGUUAGAUGGACUUGUGGCAAGCUUUUGAAUCAUUCAUAUCUGAAAGAGAAUUAAAAGCCUACAACUGAAAUAUGUACUAGCAUUUACCAUUGCUCUGCUCCUUGCAUAGAGUCACCUGUAAGUAGGUUUAGUAGUUUUACAGUAUAUUCUUUCAAGACCUUUGGGAAUGCCUCAGUGUUUGGCUUGGUACAUAAACAGAAGUGUUAAGGAAUAAAGGGGAACCAAUUUAUGAGCUGGAUGUUUAGAAAGAAUCUUGAUAAAAACCGUGUAAAUAUUACAGACCAUGAGAUGUUACCGUAAGUUGAAGUUUUUUGCCCCUCUUUAGUUUUACAGGUUUUGGGUUGGUAUUUUGGUUUUUGGGUUUUGAUUUGGAUUUUUUUUUUUUUGGCAUAGAUUAUGAAGAAAAGUUCUCCUCAUGUUAUUGUUUAUAUGCUUUUGUAAUCUUAAAGAUAUUAAUGUCUAGUUGUUCUAUAUUAUAACCAUAUUUGCGCUCUAUGCAAGCCCUUGGAACAGAACAUACUCAUCUUCAUGUAGGACCUAUGAAAAUUGUCUAUUUUUAUCUAUAUAUUUAAAGUUUUCUAAAAAUGAAAAAAGGUUAUUACGAAUUUUGUUGUACAAAAUCUGUACAAAAAUCUGUUUUUACAUCAUAAUGCAAGAAUUGGAAAUUUUUCUAUGGUAGCCUAGUUAUUUGAGCCUGGUUUCAAUGUGAGAACCACGUUUACUGUUAUUGUAUUUAAUUUUCUUUUCUUUUCAACAAUCUGCUAAUAAAACUGUCUGAAAUCUC